CGUGAUGCUACACUAUCUCGUGCACAACUGAAACGAGAUACUGCUUCUUCCAUUUUUCUUUAUAUACUUCUCUCCUUUUCGUUCAUAACCCAUUGGUGAACAUGAAUCACGUCCGUGAAUCAAUCCGCCAGAUUGACAGCCAAUCUUGGUUAAUUUCAGAAACACUGCUUCUACGUCACAUGCAAGCACCUUCCUCCUGCUCUGCCUCAUGGAGUGAUGGUAAAGGCGGUUUCUUUGUUCUGUCUAACUCUUCUGGCCUUCUUCCUUCGGAGACACAGCCACUCUCCGAUACCGGCGUUAUUCAAAAAGUUUACGAUGCAGGAGAUGUUUCGGCGGUCUGGCGCGUUGGUGAAGCUUUCGUCAAGGUGAAAGACUUAGGUACCCCAGAUGCCACAAGAGAACACAACACUUUGCAAUACGUACGAAACAAGCAGCCGCUCAGCUUCCGCAUCCCCCACGUCUAUUACCACACUGAUCUCGGACCCAGUCGGUACUUGAUCGUUAUUAGUAGAGUUGCCGGCCAAACACUGAAUGAAUUAUGGUACGACAUGAAUGAACCAUUAAGACAAGAAUGCAUCCGCCGCGUCGCGAGAAUUUGUACGGAGUUGGCAGCUUGGAAGGGUAAAGCUAUUAGUGGGGUCGAUGGCAAGCAUUUGACCGAAUAUUACUUCGCCAGAGCUGAGGGAGGAUACGACUUCAGCUCUGACAAUCUUCUGAAAAACUGCAAGGAAAUAGGGAUGGAUUGUUCGUCUUUUGUUUUCUAUCAUUGCGACCUGGGACCCGGGAAUAUCCUCUAUGACGCAAGCGACGGGUCUAUUUCUAUUAUCGACUGGGAAACAGCUGGGUAUGUUCCGAAAGAGUGGAUUUGUACGAAGUUUCGGUGUUCCAGUGGGCAUGACCUACCUGAGAAAGCUGGGACAGAUGUUGAACAGGUAGACUGGAGACGCCGUGUCGGUCGGGAGUUGAUAGGACUAGAGUUUUAUGAUAUUGUUGAUGAGUGGCUAGAUUGGCGGACUAGAAGCGACUGAUCGCCUAACACUCUAUUUGUCUAUAUUUAUAAGGAAUUAGCCCUUAAUGAUAAACCAGAGGGCAACAUGCCCAGAAGGCCUGUCUAGACAGUAACCCACCGUCUAUAUCUACGAAGUAAGAAAUGGAAGAAUUUUUAGCUUCUAAGUCCCCCUUACUUCUGUAAACUUCUCCCUAGAUACUAUCCUCUACUAAUGCUUAAUGUAGUACUUCUCAUGAUAGCUAUUCUACUACCUGCAAUAUUCUAC
Messenger RNA from Xylaria bambusicola, 1274 nucleotides. Its product is annotated as kinase-like domain-containing protein. Lineage: Eukaryota; Fungi; Ascomycota; Sordariomycetes; Xylariales; Xylariaceae. The transcript has a single exon. The record is from RefSeq and is a predicted model, not a curated record. Bases 102 to 1028 code for a protein of 308 amino acids.